Messenger RNA from Dichomitus squalens LYAD-421 SS1, 1154 nucleotides. RefSeq lists its product as uncharacterized. The record is from RefSeq and is a predicted model, not a curated record. Lineage: Eukaryota; Fungi; Basidiomycota; Agaricomycetes; Polyporales; Polyporaceae. The transcript is spliced from 4 exons. Bases 67 to 1116 code for a protein of 349 amino acids. Gene Ontology annotation, cellular component: mediator complex.
GCGACGGCGGCCACGCCAUCAGUCGCGGCUUUCGUAACUCCUGCGAGUGCAUCUGCUGCCGAGUUGAUGCCGCCGCCGCCGGUGCCGCCAUCCGCACAACCGAGCGCGCCAGAAACCACGAGUGGGCGGGCCAUAGCCCCCACCACGCCAGCACCGGAGCUCACAACACUCCGCACCCAUAUUCAGACGCUGACGGAGCUAAACAAUCGUCUGCAGGCCAUCCGUAACAUCCCAGCACAGCUGCUGCGACCCCCUGGAUCGGACCCGUCCUCGACGCUGCUUACGCAUGGCUUCAAGGAAAUUGCCGCGAUCGCAGACACGGUGCGGACAGAAAAAGUUCAGGAUGCGUUGAAGGCGGCGCGGAAGAGCGAACAGGCCGAUUCAAGUGGCCUUACUUCCAGUCUUCGUCGAGAGACCCUCAAGCGAAGGCGACCACCUUCACCUGACUCGCCACAGCCAUACCGUGAAACGGAAUUGAAGGAGGCCGUUUUCCUCCCACUGGUCGAGUCUGGCACAUCUCGAAUACUUUUGGACGCGUUACCAGCCUACAUCCGGAACCACAACAAGUCUAGCAAAAACAAGCUGCAUCUCGUUGCACCGAGGAAGGGCAGGGAACUAGCCUGCCCUCUAACGCUUCGCUUUACCUGCCCAAACGUUGUGACAGUCUACCUAACACUGGACUACUCAACCGACAACGAUCAGAUCUUAGUCGUGGAGAACGCUACGGCGAUCGGUUCUCGAGAACAGAAACAGCCCCAUUCACAAUCUGACUUCAUGGCGUUCCAACAGCUUUCGCAACAGCUCGCGAAAGUCAUCCGGUCUGACCCAUCCGCACCGUUACAAGCUUACGUGGCACUUUUGAGCUCUUACGAGCGGUUGUUCGUCGAUAUAUGCUCAAAUUGUCAACGGGUAAUCUCCGCAGAAGGGCAUGUUCCCCCUGUGGUGAGGAAGCGGCUACUUUCUUCUUCUGCCGACCCCAAGGCACCUCAGUGGGACGUUCGACACGUCCUUUGCAAGUACGAGCCGCCAGCGCCACAGGCGAACCCAGGCGAUCAUGGCGUCGAGAACGAGGGCGAGGGCGGCGGCAAGAACGGCGAAGCCGGCAGUAAUGCGUAGCCUGUACUCAUACUUGUUGACAUCGACAUGCCUUUCAC